AAAACGUUGUGGGAAAAAUGGCGAGAGGCUGGAGUAGAAAAAGUUCGAGGCCCAUUAGAGCUUGCCUUCUCAUCAUUUGCCUCGGAUUUGGCCUGCACCAUUUCAUGACCUGCGGUAGUGUGGAGGAAUCGACCGUACCUGGAAGAACAGGUGCUUCCAUCAGAAACAUGCAAUGGCCUGGGAGCUCAAAUUCAUCGAACAGACGCAAUUCUGGACACCAGACCUGUAGCCCUAAAACAAAGAUCGCUUUUAUAAAGGUACAUAAAGCUGCAAGUAGCACUAUCAUGCAAAUCCUACAACGGUUUGGGUAUCUGCGGAAACUUUCAUUUGUGCAACACAGAACCGCAGAUGUUAACGGCUUAUAUCCUCAUGGUUUAUUAUAUCCCCAUAGACUAAUGCCACCUCAAGGGGAAAGUCACGAUAUACUUACUUACCAUACCGUGUACGAUCGCCCAAAUAUCGUACGUCUACUUACGCCGGAAGCCAAAUUCGUCACUAUACUUAGAGAACCGUUUCAGCAAUUUUCAUCUGCAUUCGCAUUCUACGGCUACAAAAGGAUAUUUAAUAUCACUGCUCCGAAUCCAGUAGAGGAGUUUUUAAAAAGUCCUGCCUUUUACGAUAAGUUUAAAAGACAAAGGACAAAAAAUCCUAUGGCGGUGGAUCUAGGCUUACCUAUAGACCUUUUGUCCCAGUCGCUUCAAAUAAACGAUAUCGCCAAUAUCAGCAAAAACUUUAUACAUAAUCUCUCUCGGGAAUUUGACCUUGUGAUGAUAUCAGACCACUUUGACGAAUCUUUGGUGCUGUUGAGGCGUCUGAUGUGUUGGGACUUAAAGGACGUUUUGUACUACAAGUACAACAACUAUAAUUAUUCUUUAGAAUAUGAUACGAGUUCUGUCCCACAAAGACUGCGAGACAACCAUGAAGAGUGGGAUGCCAUAGACUAUGCCCUGUACAGAUACUUUAACGAAACACUGUGGAAGAAAAUAGCUACUGAAGACGACUUUGCCGAGGAGCUGUCGCAUUUCAAGGACGUCGAACGGAAGAUGCGAAUUCACUGCAACUCCGACUACUCAGUCAUGGAACCCAUUUUUAUCUCGGAAUCUCCCUGGAAUUCAGCUUUUAAGAUUGACUCGGAAUAUUGCCUAUGGGCAAAAACGUUCCACUUAUGUUACUAUUACCUAAUUAGAGACAGAAACAGCAAAUACCAAUACGGAUUAAAGGGAUCUAUUGACUAUGGGAAAGCUGCAAUAAACGGGGGUUUCUUUUUGCCGCCAUUCUGCAGCACGGAGUGUGAGAAUAUAAAGAAAUAUUGCUCUCUUAAUGAGUAUGUUCACCAUUGCUAUCUUGAAGGGUUUUUGAAAGACAUACAGUCUAGUUCACAACGGAUAAAGUCCCUAGGGCAUGGGGGUAAGCCUAUACCGCUUGGCUAGCCUUUCAUACACUCUUUGCAUUUGAUAUUGUACAUGCAUUGAAUAAAUACAAAGACAUUCACUGGUGAAAAAGUGAGAUUUGCCGGAUCGGAUUUCUAUAAUUUACUAUUCCGAAGCCUGAAGCUAAAGGUUAAAUACACUAUAAUAGGU
Molecule: messenger RNA, 1580 nt
Organism: Branchiostoma belcheri (Belcher's lancelet)
Lineage: Eukaryota; Metazoa; Chordata; Leptocardii; Amphioxiformes; Branchiostomatidae
Product: galactosylceramide sulfotransferase-like
Exons: 2
Coding region: 18-1430 (470 amino acids)
Biological process (GO): glycolipid biosynthetic process
Cellular component (GO): membrane
Molecular function (GO): galactosylceramide sulfotransferase activity
Source: RefSeq, a predicted model, not a curated record